GACAUUCCAGAAGUCCCAGUUUAAGGUGGAAGCCAAAAUGUUUUAAUAUCAACAAGAUGCAAACCCAAAUUUAGACAUCAUGGGCUUCAUGAUCUAAUUGGCUUGAUCAGUGCAUCGUUGCACGUUUCCGGGACACAACAAUGGCCGUCGUUUAGCGGAAGGGCUCUUCAGUUCACUAUCUUGUACUUGCCAAAGCCUCGAGCGAUAUUUGAGAAGUCUAGAAAAUGAAAAUUCGUCGCUUUUGAGGGGUUAUCUCUACAGAAAAUUCACGGAAAUACCUGGCAACGUCAUACAAACGGCAACGUUUCUAGCAGAAAUCUUCAGCCGCAAAGAAGAGCUUGUAACCAAAUUCUCGUCAGUAACUUUUUGAAACAUCACGUAAUAUGGCGACUACUGGUGAUAUCUCGUUUCCCGGCGACUCCGAUAAGAAACAUCCUUGUUCGUUCAUGAAUUCUCUUGGUCUUAGUUUCAUGAAAGAAUCUAAAAUGGCUUGCCCGAUAACAAUGGCGUCAGGUGCAAGCUACGGUCUUUUGGCUGUUAACAUGUUCAGUCCAGACCUUAUGCACAAAAUCUCUCCGAGUCGUGAUCUCACAAACGUUUUGAUGGGUACAACUUUGGUUGGAGGUUCUUUGUAUUUGGCAUCAAGGCCUCAUUUAGCUACAAUUAAGGACAAAAAGCAAAAAAUCCUUUUCAGUGUUUUUGGCUCAACCAUGUUCACGCUGGGUUCUCUGCUACUAUGGGCAAUGACACGAGUCCUUGUUCCUGAUAACACCCCAGUUCGUGUAGUUGUUGCAGCGGGAACCAGCAUUGUCCUACUCAAGACAGGUGUGGCUUACCUGGACCACAUCGAUGCUGACAAGAAAUCCAAAUAGAUUAUCCUACCAUUUUGCAUGUAGAUAUUGUCUUGUCUACUCUUUAAUAGUCGUUUUCCAGCAUACAAAUUCGUCGUUCCA
Molecule: messenger RNA, 953 nt
Organism: Daphnia magna
Lineage: Eukaryota; Metazoa; Arthropoda; Branchiopoda; Diplostraca; Daphniidae
Exons: 5
Coding region: 384-872 (162 amino acids)
Source: RefSeq, a predicted model, not a curated record